CACUGCAGCCGCUGGUUGGUUUAUUUGCAUACUGAGAGGUCUGUGUUGUUAUUGAGGGAGAAGUUGUGAGGGCGCAGUUGCGACAGCUAUUACAAGGGCAGUCAGCUGAGCUGAUCUUUCUUGCUGCUGGUGGAAAGAUGUCGGAGAGCUCAAGCGACUCAGAGUCUUCUUGUGGAUGGACGCUCAUAAGCAAUGAGGGUUCAGACAUUGAGACCCUGGGGUCGGAGAACGGGACGGAUGGCGGGCCUGACCCAACCGAAAGCCUCCCUAUGCUGGAGGAGGAGGUGAAGCAGAACGAGCCAACGGCUCCCUGCGCUGGCACCGAAGAGAGGGCUGAGUCAUGUCUCAUUACCACCAUAAAAGAGGAAACGGUUGAAGAGACGUUACCGGUUUCUGAGGCUGGUGAGGAGGAUGGUGCAGAGGGGAACGUCCCAGUGUGCUCCUCCAGCGAUCACUCGGACAUUGUGACCCUGGACCCGUCCAGGGUGGCAGAGUUGGGGCCCUGGGAGGAGCAGGCGGUCCUGGCGGAGGAGUCGCUGGGCAAUGAGGAACUCUACUUGGGAACCUCUUCCAGCAGCCAGUACACCUUCAGCACUCCUGAGAAGACCUCAGAUUUGAUGAUGAGCCAUUGGAAGCUUCCGGAAAGUUUCAGGGACUUGGGCAAUCGUCUGAAAGGGCAUCUGUCUGGCAGCUGCUCCUUCCCAGUGUUCCCAGUGGAGCCCCCUGCAGGCGGCACUAGCAGCACCAGCAGCAGUGAUGAUGAGAUGGGGGAGCAGCCCAGCCAGGCCUUGAGGAGGCGACGGGUAAGGAGGAGCACAGCUACAGCACCUGAGGUCGAGGAGGUGCAGUGUGUGGGACAAGGUGAGGAGCAACAGGAGCAACAGGAGCAACAGGAGCAACAGGAGCCGCAGCAGGCACGUGGAGCCCCUACCCAGGGGCAUGUGAAUGGUACCCUCAACAAGUGCAUCCUGCUGGCCCUGGUCAUCGCCAUUAGCAUGGGCUUCGGCCACUUUUAUGGAAAAUUUGAAGGUACAGUUCAGAUUAAGGAGAGGCAGAAAAUAGUGGAGAAAAUCCGUGUGAGCGAGCUGAGUGAUUUGAGAGGCGACAAGCACCAGUGUCAGAAGGAACAGGAUCUGAUCGCCGAGAGCAAGGAAGUGGUUCAGCAUCUGAGAGGGGACCUAGAGGAAAAGCGUGGUAUGGUGCUGUCCUUCACUGGGAUUGUGGAUAAAAUAACUAAAGAGAACGAGCAACUCAGAUUCAAACAGGCUGAGCUUCAGGCACAGAAAGAUGACCUGACUUUACGCCUGAAAGAGAGCAUGGAUCAGAAGAGUGAGGUGGAGUCUCAACGGAAGCGCCUGGUCAUGGAGAACCAGCAACUGAAGAGCUCGCUGGAUCACGAGGAGGAGUCCCUCUCCACCCUGCAGGAGGAGCUGUGGAACUUGCGGGCGCAGAUCCGGAACCUGGAGGAGAGAGGCACCGGCGCAGAUUCCAUCCUGUCUGAGAACCAGAGGCUGAAGGACCACCUGGAGGAGGAGAAGCAGCGGAUCCGGAGCUUCCUCCAGCAAAAGAAGACGCUGAUGGCCGAGGCCCAGAUGCUGCGGAGGGAGCUGGACAAAGAGCGCAAGGUGACGGAUAAGCUGAAGGAGGAGCUGGAGCAGCUGAGCAUCCGGAGCGCUGGAGCGAUGGGAGAGGCUGACCCGGAGACGGAGGAGCUGCAGUUGAGGCUGACAGAGCUGGAGAAGAAGCUGAAUUUCGAGCAACAGCGCUCAGACCUGUGGGAGAGGCUGUAUGUGGAGACUAAGGAGGAGCGGUUGAAAGGAGACCAGCAGGCCAGAGACAAAAUCCCCAAGGACAGCAUGAUUGGCAAGGUCACUGAGACCUUUGACGCCGUGAAGAAUUCCACCAAGGAGUUUGUUUAUCACCACAAGGAGCAAAUCAAAAAGGCCAAGGAGGCCGUGAAGGAGAACUUGAGGAAGUUCUCAGACUCUGUCAAAUCCACCUUCCGCCACUUCAAGGACUCAGCCAGCCGCACAUUGGACAAGGCUCGUCGGCCUCAAGAUCUACAGUUUCAAGAGAUGAAGGUGGCCAAGGCCGAAGCUCAACAUCACGAGCACCAAAAGGAACAAGAACCCCAGGACGUGGGCUCUGAUGGCCCAGCCUGGCAGCACAAGCCCCUUCAUCAAAGCGCACAUAAAUCCACCACUGAGAGUUUGCAGACUGACCGUAACACUCGGAAGCCAGGGGUCAAAGUUCAGGAGGAGCCAGAGCAAGGAAAACACAGGGGUAUGCAUAAGGGAUGCUCCAGUGUUUUUGACUGCGCUUACCAAGAGUCCAUGAGCCUCUUCAACAAGGCCCUGGACCCCAUACGAAUGGAUGAGUUCAACCAGCUGAUGCAUAGCUACCUAAAGCAAGAAGUAAACCACUUCCACCACUGGAGGGAGCUGGAGAGCUUUAUCAACAACUUCUUCCGCAAUGGUAUCUUCAUCCAUGAUCAGAUGCUAUUUACAGACUUUGUUAGUGGUGUGGAAGACUACCUGGAAGAUAUGAAUGAGUACCAGAGCCAUGAUGAUGAUGUGUUUGAGGAUCUGGACGAGUAUGUAUAUAGACACUUCUUUGGGGAUACCUAUGCAAAACGCUAUGGGCCAAGUAAACCUUUGCAAAAGCCCACUUCAAAAAGUAAAGAGGACAGCCUGUUGGGCCACCAGCGAAAGCACCAGCGGGCUCAUUCUCGCCCCAACAGGGAGAAGAAAUGGAGCAGGCCAGGACACACAAAUCGGAGGCACAUUGCAAAUGUCAAAAUAGAGCUGGGCCCAUUGCCUUUUGAUCCAAAAUAUUAACAAAAUCUUAGCUCAAUAGUCUUUUUAUGAUGGCUUUAAUUCAAGUGAUUAUCUAGGCUGCCGUUCACAUUUUCGAUGGGUUUGACAAAUUUUGUUUCUCUUUUGUGGUUUUUGCACAAUGUUUUGUUUUAAAAUACAUUUUAAAAAUUAAAUUGCUAAUGCUGACUGAAUGGAUUCUUGUGUCAAAUUGUGCAACUGAUCAUGAUUAGGUCAGCUUGGCACUUCAGAUACGUAUUUCUUAUUCAGUCAUGUAUUCAAAAAUGAAAUAUGAUGCAAUAUUGUUCUCUAAAUUAUUGAUGAAAAUUGUAAUGUAUUUUCAUUUGCCUUGUGGGAAAUAGUUGUGAAGUCUAUGUCAAAGAAAAGUUUUAUUUUGUUGUUGAGAUUAGUUACUACUUGUUGGUUUUGCAUUUUUUCCAAGGGUUUUUUUUGGCUGACAGCGCAAUCGACUAACAUCUCUCUGUUAAAUUGUAGUUUUACUGCAACGCAUUGAACUGGGCAGUUUUUUUUUUUUACUGUGUAAAUGCAUUCUGCCAGGAAACAAACAUUUCAAUUUACAGUAACAUAAACUGUGUCAGUGUCAUUAGGCCACCAUACCCAAAUAUUAAUUAGAAUAUACAACCUGGUACCACAGAAUAUGUACAGAGGACCAAAAGGUUUGUCUAAUUCUGUUUUUUUUUUUUAAAUGGGAGAUGCAACAAGUUAACAUUAAUUUUAACUGAUGAAUAAUUAAAUGUAUAACUCAUGUAUACUUGUACCAUUACACAAGAGGUUAAUUUUACUAAAUGUUGUGUGUUAUAAUGGUGUGUUGCUACUGCAGUUGAACAUUAAGCAGUUCUGUUUAUGGAAUUGCAAUGGGCUAAGGGUAUAAUAAUUUACUUCCCGAGUGAUAAUGUUUGGUCAUGCUAUCAUUACUUUUCCUGUAACAUUCCAACUGUAGUUUGUCUUCCUGAAGCAGAGAUACAUUGUUUUGCAGUUAGGCUGCUGGAAGAGUGCAACUGAGAGUAGUUCUCUAAUAAAAAGAUGAGUUUCUCUGG
Molecule: messenger RNA, 3871 nt
Organism: Anguilla anguilla (European eel)
Lineage: Eukaryota; Metazoa; Chordata; Actinopteri; Anguilliformes; Anguillidae
Product: cell cycle progression protein 1-like
Exons: 12
Coding region: 138-2837 (899 amino acids)
Cellular component (GO): membrane
Source: RefSeq, a predicted model, not a curated record